AUGACAAGUGAAAAGAUGAGUUCAAGGCGCGAUGAUAGCGUAUUUACGGCGAUACAACAACCGGCACCGAUGCAACAAGACGGGAAUAUGGCGACCAAUUGGCGUGAAUGGAAAAUGGCAUUCGAUUGUUUCUUAAUUGCUUCUGGAAAAGAAUCCGCUUCGUCAAAGGAGAAGUGUGCACUUUUCAUGCAUGUUAUUGGAAAAUAUGGAAGAGAAAUUUUUGAAGAACUAGAUAUAUCGGAUAUUGAAUUUGAUUAUGAAAAAUUAUGCAUUACGUUUGGUGAACACUGCGACCCAAAGAAAAAUGUUAAUUACGAACGGCACAUAUUUUUCGAAACAUAUCAAGCUGAAGAUAAUUUUGAUAAAUUUAUUGGUGCCUUAAAAAUAAAAAGCAAGAAUUGUGAGUUUGGAUUAUUAAAAAACAGUUUAAUAUUAACUCAGUUGAUACGUGGAAUUAAAGAUGCCCAAAUGAGAGAAAAACUGUUGGCAAAAUCAUCGAUGUCCUUGGAUGAGGCAAUACAGUGGUGUCGUGCAGCGGAACGUGCUACAGAACAGGCAGCGGCGUGUUGCAGUCGACAACCGAACAUCAGUGUGGAGCAGAUGACGAGGCAAACGAGGACUACUUCAGCACAACGCCAGUGGUACAACCCAGGUGCUAAUGUCAGGACUCGCGGCGGUGAUGGGAGGCUGGCUUCGUCGGGGAGGCGCGCGUUUGGACUACAACCGCAGUGGCGCAGCGGUGACAACGGAGCGGCUGGCCGCGGCCGGUAUACAGGUUCACCUGUAUGUACUAAAUGUAAUUUACUGCACAAGGUUAGUGAUCGCUGUCCGGCUUUUUCAAUGAGAUGUUAUCGUUGUGAUAAAAUCGGUCAUUUCGCGAAAUGUUGUAAAAUAAAAUUUACACAUGAAGUGACAGAAGUAACUGACACCCCUGAGUACAAAGAGAAUAAUGAGUUGUUAUUGUAUAAUAUUAGUAUAGACACUUUGUGUAAACAGUACGAGUCGUGGUAUGAAAAUGUUAUAGUGAAUGGUGUAAACUUAUACUUUAAAUUAGAUAGUGGCGCCGAUGCGUCUGUCAUGUCUUUAUUUUCUUAUAAUAAUGCAGGAUUUAAGGAAUGUCAACUUAGUAAGUGUGCCACAGUAUUAAGAGAAAUAAGCAAAAAUAAAUUGCCCGUGAUUGGUUACUUCGAUGCUAUGAUACAAUAUAAACAACGUAGUUGUAAAGAAAGAAUUUAUGUGUUAGAAGUUAACUGCAAUAAUUUAUUAAGUUUAAGGGCGUGUGUAUGUCUAGAAUUAAUAUUGCGGUCUAAUGAAUUAUCUGUAAACGGUAUGUACAUUGAUGAGUCAGUCUUUCAAGGUAUGGGUUGUUUGCCGUCUGUUUGUAGAAUCGUUAUCGACGAAACCGUACCGCCCGUGGUAAAUGCCACCCGUAAAAUUCCUAUUAAGUUGCGUCCUAGAUUAAAACAGGAACUUGAUAACAUGGUAAAACAAAAUAUAAUAAUUAAAGAAGAGGGCCCAACCGACUGGGUAUCGAAUAUUGUAGUAGUUGAGAAGCCUGAUAAGUCAUUACGUGUAUGUUUGGAUCCUAGGAAUUUAAAUAGAGCUAUUAAACGAAGUCAAUUUCUGCUGCCUACACUGGACGAAAUUGCUAGUAAUCUGUCUGGAGCUAAGUAUUUCUCUAAAUGUGAUGCUAAGAAGGGCUUUUGGAUGCAAAAAUUGGAUGAUUGUAGUUCUAAGCUUUGUACGUUUAGCACGCCGUUCGGAAGGUAUAGAUUUUUAAGAAUGCCGUUUGGUAUUAAUUCAGCUCCGGAAAUAUUCCAUAAUGAAAUGUAUAAAAUAUUUAAAAUUGAGGGUGUCGAAGUUUACAUAGACGACCUAUUAAUAUGGGGUAAAACUCGUGAGGAACAUGACUCACGAUUAAGGGAGGUAAUUCGUAGGGCUAAAGAAAACGGUGUAAAAUUUAAUAAAGAAAAAUGUUUAUUUGGUUCAAAACAAGUAACGUUUUUAGGUCAUAUUUUUAGUGCUAGUGGGAUGCAACCAGACAAUAAUAGGGUCAAAGCUAUACUGGAUAUUCCAACACCUAUAGACAGAAAGGAACUAGAACGGUUUUUAGGCGUAACUAAUUAUUUGUCCCGAUUUAUACCUAAUUAUUCAGACAUUGCAUCUCCAUUGCGCGAAUUAUUAAAAAAGAAUAUACUUUUCGAGUGGCUUGAGGUACAUGAAAAAUCAUUUAGAUUAUUAAAAGAUAAAAUUAGCAGCGCCCCUGUAUUACGUUAUUAUUCUCCGCACGAACCGGUUACUGUAUCAGUGGAUGCCAGUUCGCGCGGGCUGGGUGCAUGCUUACUGCAGGGGGCAGCCGGUAGCAUACGCGGCGCGCACACUUACACCGGCUGA
Molecule: messenger RNA, 2394 nt
Organism: Achroia grisella
Lineage: Eukaryota; Metazoa; Arthropoda; Insecta; Lepidoptera; Pyralidae
Exons: 1
Coding region: 1-2394 (797 amino acids)
Molecular function (GO): zinc ion binding; nucleic acid binding
Source: RefSeq, a predicted model, not a curated record